GGCUCAUCUUUGGUAUGCUUUUUAAAACCGGAAGCUUGCUCGGACGUUUGAAACCAUUUAUUUCAUAUGAUUAGUUAUCUUCCUAACUGUCGUACAAAUAUGUUGUCUAUUUUCAACUCAAUUCCUACACACAUGGAUUAUAAAGGCCAGAAGCUGGCGGAGCAGAUCUUCCAAGGAAUCAUUCUAGUCUCAGCGGUCAUUGGAUUCGCUUACGGUCUUAUCAUUGAACAGUUUGGGUGGACUGUGUAUAUAGUGUUAGCUGGUUUUGCAGUAUCUUGUUUGCUGACCCUGCCUCCUUGGCCCAUGUACAGACAAAACCCUCUCUCCUGGCAGCCAGCCCUACCAGAGACUACAGGAGAAACCCAGCAAAAGCCCCAGGAGAAUCUCAAGAAGAAGAAGCACAAGUAGAGAAUGACGGUACCAGAUUGCUGAAGAUAUUAUGUUGUCAGUCCAAAAAGUCAUUGUUUGCAGGAAUUAAGAAAAUAAGUUUAAUAGAUACCUUUGUUACAGUGUAUUACAUCAGUGGUGGAUUGUAUAAAUGUCUAAUAAACAUUUAUGCCACUGUGGA
Molecule: messenger RNA, 568 nt
Organism: Esox lucius (northern pike)
Lineage: Eukaryota; Metazoa; Chordata; Actinopteri; Esociformes; Esocidae
Gene: spcs1
Product: signal peptidase complex subunit 1
Exons: 4
Coding region: 67-408 (113 amino acids)
Biological process (GO): protein targeting to ER
Cellular component (GO): signal peptidase complex; endoplasmic reticulum membrane
Source: RefSeq, a predicted model, not a curated record